This is a messenger RNA of Trametes versicolor FP-101664 SS1, 3526 nucleotides long. RefSeq lists its product as uncharacterized. Gene Ontology annotation, cellular component: GATOR1 complex. Gene Ontology annotation, biological process: positive regulation of autophagy; negative regulation of TORC1 signaling; cellular response to amino acid starvation. The record is from RefSeq and is a predicted model, not a curated record. Bases 1 to 2406 code for a protein of 801 amino acids. NCBI's taxonomy places the organism in Eukaryota, Fungi, Basidiomycota, Agaricomycetes, Polyporales, Polyporaceae. The transcript has 6 exons.
AUGGCCGAGACCUUGCUAUGCAUCCUUCUCGUCACCUCUUCCGCAAAGGGCUCUAAUCUAGUGUAUCAUUGGCCGCCCUCACCUACGACUGUGCCCCGCCUCGCGCGGCCUCUGCCCGCGAACGACUUUCCGGGUGCGCUCGCUGACAAUCCAUGGCGCGCAGCAAACAGCCCAGAUAACGCCGCGGACGGCUCCCAGCCCACACUCCCCCGGCUCGCGGUGGACGAUGACACGGAGUACUACUGGCAGCGCCCCCGUCUCCGACGCGACAGGUCCGUCUCCUUCACGCAGCCAUCCUCACACCCCACCUCCCGGCGCACCUCGCCCUCAAAAGAGCCCAAGGACACGCACGACCUCGACGGCAUGCGCGGCGCCUCCACCGCGAGCCCGCGGCGCGACGCAGCCGGCGGAGGCGGAGGCGGGGGCGCGGACGAGUACGGGACGCUGCUCGGGUACUCGGGCGAGUUCCUCGCGCAGAUCCUGUGCCCGCAGCGCUCGAUGUGCCACCAGAAGUUCGAGCUGAUCGUGGACGACCUCGCGUUCGUCGGGCACCCCGUGUGCGCGGACGCGGACGGCAGCUGGCGGUUCCAGGCGGAGAAGGCGCCGCGGGCGGCCGCGCGCGGGCGCGGCUCGAAGAAGGGGCAGUCGCCGCAGGAGGAGGAGCGGCUGCUUACCCCAGAGCGGGCGGCGGAGGCGGGGGCGUAUGCGCGGGAGGCGCAGGUGCAGGCGGAGGCGGGGGACGCAGUGAUGCAGACGUUCCACUUCGUGGUCGUGCUGGACUUGCCGGACCCGAGCUCGUCUGCGUCGGGGAACAUUGCGAAAUAUUUUGAUACGGUGUAUGAGCAGGUUGCGUUCAACGUGACUGCGGUACUGUAUCAGGAGCAGGUGCUGAGCCGCUAUGUGGAGGCGCAGUCGGAGAUGCUAGGGUCGCUGAGAGAGGACUUCGCUAACAGAGGGGAAUCAUUCGCGGACUUCAUGUAUGAAGCUCUCAAGGUGUCCACAAUCGCCCCCGUAAUGAGGACGCUCUACGAUGCUAUCAAAGCAAACUCCAUCGCUCGCGUGACAAUCAACGAACUUCCCCUAGAACUGCAGCUUCCGCCCUACCUGGACGCGCUCCUCCACGCCGACGAGGAAGUGGAGCCCGAAGAAGAGCAGGAGGACGAGGACUGCGAGCCGAAUGCGUGGGGCCCAGAGAUGAGCUUUGCGUGGAGGCUGCCUGCGCUUACCCCUUGGAAAGCGCUGAUCCGGCUGGAUGACGAGGAAGAGCAGGGGUACCAGCUCAACAUGCAACUCCGCGCCGCGCAGCUGAAUCCCGAGGAGAGGGAGUUGGCGGAGCAGCUCAUCAGGUUCUUGGACCUCGCCUCGGUAUCCCUCAGUCUUGCAGAGAUGGCGAGCUUGCUCGAUUGGCAUCUCGAGUCGCAGGUGUACCCUGCCGUGCGCUGGCUAGUUCUCCACCGUAGGGUGAAGAUAGUCGACGUCGUGCAUCUCGGCUUGAAGACAGUGUUCUCCGUGCCACAGAAAUUCCCUGCGCCGUUGGCUACGCUAGCCGCCGAAUUCGCGCGCACUUUCGCUCACACCGAUGUGCCGCCGCUGCCCAAGCUCCUCGCUAUGAUAUCCACCGCGACACACAAACAAACUGCAAAUCACUUCUACGCAACGGUCGUUGGCUCGAAAGACCUCAUCCCAGUGUACAACAGCGUCGUGCUCUGGAUGCUUAAACGCGACCUCCUGAUCCGUCUGCACCUGCGCAUCCGCAUCAUCGCCACGGAGCAGCUGAAGAGGCGCGUUCGGGAGCAGUGGGAGGAGCGUCGCGCGCACAGGCGGUCCCGGUCUCGGGCGCGAAGCAUCACACGUGGGCGAGAGCGCUCCCGGGGCGCGAGCUACGACGGCCCGCGUGGGGGAGCUUCGAGCGAGAAGACAGGUCCGGGGCUGGAGACGGUCACGGAGUCGAGUCCUGUCGAGUACUGGGUGUCUCUUUCCCCGAAGACGGCGCGCAAGCAGGCGAGGCAGAGGUCUCCAGAACCACUUGGCAGUUCUUCUGAGGAGCGAGCUGGAAAGGAGAAAGAGAAUGAGGAGAAGCCAGACGACUUCGACGAGGAUCUCCUAUCAAGCAGCGCGGACGAGGGGAAAUGGACGGAGUACUUCGAGACCGGCGGGAGCGACAGUAUCCCGUCCAUGAUCAGUGAUCCUGCCCGCGCCACUCCUCUGGAGAGGCGGUGGCUGGCUGCGAUGUGCGAGGGCAAAGACCCGCAUAUCGCUGCUCGGUUUGAGCGCAUUCAUCAGUACUUCGAUGGCAAGUGCUCCGACGAUGAAAUCCUGUAUCGCGCAGAGAUUCAACGCAAACAUCUUCGAGAGGUCCUACAUCACUAUGAUGAAUAUCUGCAAACGUUCCUUCAUCCCUCCUAACGGGAACUUCCCCCCUACUCCCCCGGAUUGCUCUCAUCUAUGUACCCAGCCCAACAACCUCUCCGCCUUCGAACAGUCAAAGAACCCCUUGUGCCCGCGCAGGUCCUUCCCCUCCUUCAACGGCACGUCCCGCCAAUACGUCUGCCACAGCUCCUCUGAGUCCUCGUUCGCCGACGUGUCUGGGGCGACGAUGAAGAAUGCCUCAUGCCCCUUCCAUCGCUCAUUCUCGCCCGUGACGGCGAGCAGAAACGCCUCCGCGGCAGAGUCCUCCUGCACGUACCCCCAGAGGUCGCUUUUCCGCCGCCGGGGGUCAUCGCGCAGCGCAUCCUCGCGCGUCGGCAGCGACCAGCUCAAACGCAGGCUCGCCACGCGCAUGGAUGGGUAUCGACGCACUAUCGUGUCCGCCUGGAGCUCGCAGAUGCUACGGGUGGUGCAGGUCAGCACGGACGGAGGACGCGCGGCGCCGGAACGCGACGUACACUUUCGAGAGGCCGUACGGCUCGUCGGGGCGGCACGGAUGGUCCUCGUCGAGCGGAAAGUAGUCAAAGUCGUGGUGGUCCGUCCAGGCGAGCGCGAUGACGUUCACCGAGGACGCCUGCGCGACGCGGGUGAUGCCGAGCUCGGCGGCCGCGCGGAGGACGUUCCACGAGAUCACGACAUUACUGCGACGCGCACCCUGGUUAGUGUUGGCGUCCCUGCCUUCGCUGACUGGAGGACACCUACGUGUUGUGCGUGAUGACCUUGUAGUCCGUGGGUGUGCGCACCCCCGCGAGCUGCACGACGGCGUCUGCACCUUCGAGCGCGGCGAGCGUCGCGUCGAAGUCCAGGAGGUCGACGCGCUGGAACUUGAACUUCGGCUGGGCGCCGUCUUGGGGCUCGUGGAGCAGCCGCCCGGCGAGUGGUUCGGAACAGGGUACGGUGUCGAUUCCAUGCACGACGUGCCCCUGCGCGAGCGCGGCGAGCACGACGCGCGUCCCGACAAAACCGUUGCAGCCUGUGACAGCGAUCUUCAUAUGCUGCCCGUAGUCUUAACAGGCGUGUGGUAGCAGUUGCGGUAGAAAUGUGAAGGUGUUCGUGAAACCCCAGUCCGACGAGGCGUUCGGUGAAUAGAGACACAACG